AGUUCUGUCUGGCGGCCAUCCCGGAAGUGGGCGAAGGCGGUUGUGGUCAGUGCUUGCCCGCUCCCUCCUCGGCCCGGGCUGGCUGUGCCGGUGCUGCUGCUGCUGGCGCCAUGGCCGACUCGGACCCGUGCUAUCCCCGCUCCUCCAUCGAGGAUGACUUCAACUACGGCAGCUGCGUGGCGUCGGCCAGCGUGCACAUCCGCAUGGCCUUCCUCAGAAAAGUCUACAGCAUCCUCUCUCUACAAGUUCUCCUAACCACAGUGACCUCUGCCCUGUUCCUGUAUUUCGAGUCUGUGCGGACAUUUGUCCAUGAAAGCCCUGCUUUAAUUUUGGUGUUUGCUCUCGGAUCUCUGGGCUUGAUUUUUGCGUUAACUUUGCACAGACACACACAUCCUCUGAACCUCUACCUGCUGUUUGCAUUUACACUGUUGGAAGCUCUGACUGUGGCAGUUGUUGUUACUUUCUAUAAUGUGUACCUGGUUCUGCAAGCUUUUAUACUGACUACUGCAGUCUUUCUUGGCUUGACUGCCUAUACUCUACAGUCAAAGAGAGAUUUCAGCAAGUUUGGAGCAGGGCUGUUUGCUGUUUUGUGGAUUUUGUGCUUGGCAGGAUUCUUGAAGGUUUUCUUCUAUAGUGAAACCUUGGAGCUGCUCUUGUCUUCUCUGGGCGCCCUUCUUUUCUGUGGAUUCAUCAUCUAUGAUACCCACUCGCUGAUGCACAGACUGUCUCCUGAAGAGUAUGUGCUAGCUGCCAUCAGUCUCUACUUGGACAUCAUCAAUCUGUUCCUGCACCUGCUGAGGUUUCUGGAGGCAGUUAAUAAAAAGUAAUUGAACAGUCUACGGAGACCAUUUUAUUAUGUAAAACAUUUGAACUACACUUGAGUAUUAAAAUCAUUUGUGACCUUU
This is a messenger RNA of Peromyscus eremicus (cactus mouse), 905 nucleotides long. RefSeq names its product transmembrane BAX inhibitor motif containing 4 (gene Tmbim4). Gene Ontology annotation, biological process: negative regulation of apoptotic process. The record is from RefSeq and is a predicted model, not a curated record. Gene Ontology annotation, cellular component: membrane. The transcript has 7 exons. Bases 111 to 827 code for a protein of 238 amino acids. NCBI's taxonomy places the organism in Eukaryota, Metazoa, Chordata, Mammalia, Rodentia, Cricetidae.